AUGAAAAAAAAAAUAGAAAAUAUAAAAAAAUCGGAUGUAGGUAAGGAUAAGAAUAAUCUAAAAAAUGCUAACAUAGACAGUGAGAAAAAGAAAAAAAAGAAGAAAAAAAAAAAAAUAACAAAAGAUAAAAUUGAAAAUGAAGAUAAAAUCGAAAUAACUGAGAAAAACGAAUUAUUAGAGAAUAUUAAAAUAAAUAAGUAUGACGAAAAUGAAGAUAAUUUAAUAAGUAAGAUAAAAUCCUAUAUCAAUCAAAGAAAGGAUGUAAUGACAAAUGAUUUAUUAAACAAAUAUUAUUAUGUAGAUAAAAAAACGCCUUUCUUUUUUAUUGAUAUACGUAUGUACAAGUGUAUAUGUGAUAGUUUUUUGUGUGUGUCUCUAAAGGAUAAAAUAAUGUUAAGUAAUAAAAAAAGUAAUUUGUUAUAUGAACAAUAUUCUGUUUACUUUUACAAUGUUAUAAACAGUAAAUGUUUAAACACAAUUUCCUUUUUUUUGAAAGAAUUUUUUAAAGAACAUGAAUUAGAAUAUUUUGAAAAUUGUUGUGAAAUAAUGCAGUUGACUCAAUUAUUAUUUUUUAUUUUGUUAACGGAUUAUUAUUUCCUUAGUUAUAGUAUUAAAAAAUACUGCAUAGAAAAUUUUAAAACUCUUUUCAGGUUAAAAAAUUAUCUGUUUAACAAGUACAUAAAGUAUAAAAAUAAAAGUACAUUAAGUAAAUUUGUUCUGUUAAAUAAAAUGCAAAAUGACAACAUGAAAAAUGACUACUUCAUUUUUGAAACUAAGAUAAUAAACGAAAUACAGAAUGAUAAUAAAAUAGAAUUUGAUAAUAUGACUAUGCACAUAAUUUCAACUAAAAAAUUAGACAAGUAUUAUUUUAUAAGUUUAGUAACUAAGGUUAAAUCUUAUGAAUAUAUUAAUGAUUACAUUUUUUUAGACUUAUUUAAAAUUCAUAUUUUCACAAAUCCAUGUGCCUCCACAUCAUCAUUUAGCUUCUCCCCUAACUCUAUUUUACAAGAGUGUAACAAAGAAAGUAACUACAAUUACAGAACAGUCUUCGUUCUGUCAGAAGUUACAAAUUUAUUUCCUUCAGAAAUUAGUGAACAGUUAUUUUCCUAUACAUAUGAAAUAGAAAUUCCUCCAGACAUUUAUACUAAUGAAGAGCUUGAAAUAUUUUAUAUUGAAACUAACGAAAAGGUGAAAUGCUUAAAUUUCUGCGAUGUGGAUAACCUACUCAAGGAGGAGCAAAUAAAUUCAGUAAGUCCAAUAUACAAAGAGAAGGAUAAAAAAGAGGACAUAACAAAAGAAUAUGUUGACAGUCCUAAUGCUUACGAAAAUAGUAAUAAUAAACAAUGUUACAUCAACAAUAACAACAACAGUAGUAACAUCCGUAAUAAUAGCAGUAACAGCGGUAAUAAUAGUGUCCACAGGGACUACGAAAAAAUGAAUAUAGGCGGUAGUACAAUCCUCAUAGAAGACUAUUUUACCCAUGCAAAUGCAAUGAAUCAAAAUGAUGAUAAACAAAUUGAUAUAAGCAAUGAAGAAAAUCAAGAAAUUUUAAAGGAAUGUAAUAAAAUAAUCCUAAAUGAUGAAAUAAAUUUAGUUAAAGUUAAAAGUAAGAUUUUCACAUUAAAUAAUAAAAACUUUUUAAAAAUUUACAGUAAUAGAAUCAGCAAUUAUUACAUUAAUUUAAAUAAUGUAAAUAACUUCCCAUACAUUAAAUGGGAAAUUAAAUAUAUCGAUAAUAUAGUAAUUAUAAAAUUAAAAAGUAAAAUUGCUAAUGAGUUUAUUUUUCAUAUAAGCAAUAAUGGAAUUGUUCUAUUAGACAAUGGAAUAGAUGUUCUAAAGGAUAUUUACAACUACACUUUAGAUGUAUAUACCUUAUUAUUUUUAAUGAAAAAAAAGGGAAUAAACUUCUUAGUUACACAUAUAGAAAUGGAGAAGAUGAAGAAAGUAUGUAAUUAUCAUUUGAAUGAUGAAAAAACAGAAGAGAAUAUAAUUAAUGAUAUUUUGUUAUGCUUUCGAUUUAUUAACUUUUAUUCUUCGGGAAUAAAUUCAGCACAAUAUAAAACAAUGAAAAUCGCAAAAGGAAACGCAGAAAUAUUGAAGGGGCUCCUCACGAAUUCGUUGUACAUGGAAUAUGAACACAAUACUUGCAGAAUUUCUAAGAUGGAAAAAGAAGAGGACGAUAAAAAGUUCAUAAAAAAUUUAACAAAACACAGGUCCAUUUUGUUUUGUCUAUUUGAGUUGUGUGAAUUUAUUAUUUCAAACAAUAAAAAGGAAAAGAAAAUAUUAAGUGAAAAUAAUGCACAUGAAAAUAAUGAAGAUGAUAACAAAAACGAUGUAAUCACCUUUCAAAAAUUUUUAAUGAAUAUAUUUUCAUACAAUAACAUAAAAAAUAUUAAUGAAAUGGUAAAAGAAAAUGAUAACUUAAAAAAUAAUUCUUUACAAUCUGAUGAUGCCAAGAAUUUCCUCGAAACACAUUAUAACGAUGUAAUUGAGUUAAACGAAACAGUUCAUAAUCUUUAUCUAUUUUUGAAGCUGACCAAGAUAAUAUCAUUCACAGAUGUGUAA
This is a messenger RNA of Plasmodium malariae, 2565 nucleotides long. RefSeq names its product conserved Plasmodium protein, unknown function. Bases 1 to 2565 code for a protein of 854 amino acids. Lineage: Eukaryota; Apicomplexa; Aconoidasida; Haemosporida; Plasmodiidae. The record is from RefSeq and is a predicted model, not a curated record. The transcript is spliced from 2 exons.